This is a messenger RNA of Dermacentor albipictus, 2127 nucleotides long. RefSeq names its product solute carrier family 35 member E3-like. The record is from RefSeq and is a predicted model, not a curated record. Gene Ontology annotation, molecular function: antiporter activity; nucleotide-sugar transmembrane transporter activity. NCBI's taxonomy places the organism in Eukaryota, Metazoa, Arthropoda, Arachnida, Ixodida, Ixodidae. Gene Ontology annotation, cellular component: Golgi apparatus.
GCAAUGUACGUACGUAUCGCUGCAGUCUGCUGACGGGCGGCUCGGCUGACCUCCAAAGAGCAACUUCGAAAGGUGCCGCAUCACUUGUAUCACUUGUUCGCCGAUUUCUCUUUUUUUUACAUUAACGAGUGUGCAGUCGAGGUGGAUACAUUGUUGAAACUUUUUCUAUCGGCGUUAUUUAUACUUUAGUCAUUAGGGAAGAUCAAUGGAUAACGUUCUGGCAGUGAAUGCCGCGUCGCUGGACGGAAAGGCUCCUUCAUUCCGCGACCAACUUUACGGCCCGCUUUCACGGACUACCGUUGCUUAAAGACAGCCCCGAAAAGAAAGAUUAAAAGACACACAAAAAAAACAAGGAAAGCUGUGGCAUCGUACGCACUGUCACCCCGUCAAAGCCAGAGUACGCGAGCGACCAUUUCGCACUCGGUUCCGACCGCUAGGAGGCGACAUACGAGCACACGUCGACCAAGGCAAGGUCCGGUGACUGACGUCGAGGGAGAGGAAGCAACGGCAGCGCCACGGUGCGGCGGCGGCGACCGCGGGAAGCAGACGGAGCAGACGUGAUGGGCCUGUCGGCCGAGGAACCCUAUCUGCCCUUGCUCGGUCCAGUCGGGAAGGCGACGAGCGCGUCGACGAGCCUCCUGACCGCGACGCCGACCGUUUCGUCGCGACCGACAAGCGCCGCCGACCCGGCGCCACCGGCGAGGCGCAGGCCCGAACGACGUCACAGGUGGUGGCGGCGGUGGUGGCGCCACCUGUCGCCGCUGUCGCGAUGCCGCGGCGAGUCGCUGGGCGUGCCCCUGGUGUCGGCGCUCAACCUGUCGCUCGCCGUGUCCGUGGUGGUGUCGUGCAAGCUGUGCUACGACCGGGCGCGCCUGCCCAACCUGUCGCUCACCGUGGUGCACCUGGCCGCCUCGCUGGCCGCGCUUCGCACGGCCGCGGCGUUCAAGGUCACGUGGGCACCGCAGACGCCUACUUCUGAAAACGCUAGCGGGGCCCGAGUCUCGUCUUCGGCCAGCGCGACGGCGUCCUCCUCCCUCGAGCACUGGAGGCUCGCCGUUCUCCUGUGCGCCUUCAUGGCGCUCCCCAACCUCUCGCUGGAAUUCAACACCGCCGGCACCAGCACGCUGCUCAGGCUUCUGUCCCUGCCAGUGACGGCCUGGUUGCAGACCACGGUCUUCGGCCGCAGGCAGCGCCGAGCGGUCGUCCUGUCGCUGCUGCCGGUGGCCCUGGGCGUGUCCAUGAACGCGCUCGGCGAUCUGCGCUUCAAUCCGGUGGGACUGUUCUUCGGGGUCGCCGGAGCCGCGGCGGCCGCCUUCUAUUUCACCCUGGCGGCCGAGCAGCAGCGCCGCCUGUGCCAGCCGCCGUGGCAGCUGCUCGAGUCGCAGCUGCGGCGCGCCCUGCCGGCGCUCGCGCUGGUCGCCCUGCUGCUGGAGCCCCCGUGGCGCGGACCCCGGGGCCUGCUGGCGCGGCAGUGGGCGCCGCGCGACGCGGCGCUGCUCGUGGGCUCGUCGCUGGCCGGCUGCCUGCUCACGCUCACCAUGCAGUGGCUGCUGGGGCGCACGUCGGCGCUCACCUACCAGGUGCUGGGGCACGUCAAGAUGUGCGCCACCCUGCUCGCCUGCGCGGUCGUCUUCGACGAGCACCUCAAGCCGGUGCAGCAGGGCGGCGUCUUUCUGACCCUGUGCGGUGCCGUCCUGUACACGGUCUUCAAGGCACGGGACGAUCCAGCGUCGUCGACCGCUCCGCCUCGCCCCGACCGGCAUCGUUCCCCCUGCAACCAGCCGCUGCUCGGCUCGCCGCCUGCAGCCGUCAAGUGACGUGGCUGGAUGCCGGGGACCGGACCCUAUAUAGCGAUCGAUCGAAUGAGUGACCGACCGGCAGGCAGUUGCUCGGUCGGUCGUUAUGGGUGUACAGACUUUCUCUCUCGCCCCCCUCGUGAUUGUUGUGCAGACUGUUACACUACGGGCGUCACUACAUCGCUGUUCCUGCGGACACCCCCCCACCCCUGGAAAGCGUCACUGCACUGCGGACAAUGCAGAACUGUUCCACGGUCGACACGUGACCUGCCGGUCGUUGUACGCACGUUCCUGUAUGUCUGUACAUAGCCUUAAAUAUAUCAAUUCAAGU